AUGAGAUUGGGCGCGCGUAUAAUCGGGCUUAUGCUCGUGGCUGCCGCUGUCGCGUCUGUGCAGCUGGAGGCGUUAAAGGAGAUGAAAGAGUGUAAGAAAGCAGUGCUAGCCUCAUUAUUGAAACCUCUUCUUGCCGCGAAGCUCGAGAAAAAAGAGCCACCAUGUAGUAAAUGUGGUGCACCGCCGCCGCCUCCGCCGACGCUAGUUCUGAUGCCCGCAGCACCUCCACCGGGCUGCCUCCCACCGGCGCCGCCUCCACUGAUUCUGCCACCACCGCCGCCACAGCUGCCGUCACUGCCACCGAUCAUAUUAUCCGCAUCACCACCUCCUUGCUUACCGCCCCAACCGCCUCUUAUUCUCCCCGCACCGGCACCCGCACCCAUUUUCCUACCUGCACCUCCUCCAGCACCUCUCUUCUUACCUGCACCUCCGCCAGCGCCUCUCUUCUUACCUGCACCCCCACCCGCGCCUCUCUUCUUACCUGCACCCCCUCCGGCACCUAUAUAUUUACCCGCCCCUCCCCCUUCACCUCUUUGCUUGCCCCCACCGUUGCCGCCAGCUCCUUCGCCCCUGGUAAUAUCUUUGGUUCCCCCACCACCACCGCCUUGUUGCGCCCCACCGCCGCCAGGUAUACCCAUGACGGCCUUCAUGGUCCCACCACCUGUUCCCGUAACGCUAGAGCCGAAACCCUUGGAACUGCCACCCCCAUGCUCUUGCGGGUGCCAUUACUGC
Messenger RNA from Iphiclides podalirius (scarce swallowtail), 732 nucleotides. The record is from the annotation of a GenBank genome assembly. NCBI's taxonomy places the organism in Eukaryota, Metazoa, Arthropoda, Insecta, Lepidoptera, Papilionidae.